This is a messenger RNA of Zalophus californianus (California sea lion), 1643 nucleotides long. It is a transcript of the gene ENTREP2, whose product is annotated as family with sequence similarity 189 member A1. The record is from RefSeq and is a predicted model, not a curated record. Lineage: Eukaryota; Metazoa; Chordata; Mammalia; Carnivora; Otariidae. Bases 1 to 1608 code for a protein of 535 amino acids. The transcript has 11 exons. Gene Ontology annotation, cellular component: membrane.
AUGCCUCGGGCCGGCGGUCCCCGCGCGCCGCGCCCCGCCGCGCUGCCCCGCAGCCUGUCCCGCCUGCGCGAGUGCCCGGGCCGCUCCCGCAUCGUGCUGGCGCUCGGGGCCACGCAGAUGGCGCUCGGAUGCCUCAUCGUGGCCGUCAGCUUCGCCGCGCUGGCGCUCACCACCUCGGCCCGCGUCCGCCACUCCUGCCCCUUCUGGGCCGGCUUCUCGGUGCUGCUUUCGGGACUCAUCGGUGUGGUCUCCUGGAAGAGGCCUCUCUCCCUUGUGAUAACCUUUUUCAUGCUGCUCUCAGCAGUGUGCGUAAUGCUGAAUUUGGCUGGUUCAAUUCUCUCCUGUCAGAAUGCUCAGCUAGUCAACUCCCUAGAAGGCUGUCAGUUGAUUAAGUUUGACAGUGUCGAGGUGUGUGUCUGCUGCGAAAGGCAGCACCAGCCGUCGGGCUGCAGCAACCUUGGGGAGACGCUGAAGCUGAACCCACUGCAGGAGGACUGCAACGCUGUGAGGCUCACGCUGAAGGAUCUCCUCUUCAGUGUGUGUGCCCUCAACGUCCUCUCCACCAUUGUGUGUGCAUUGGCCACAGCCAUGUGCUGCAUGCAGAUGGUCUCUUCCGAUGUCCUGCAGAUGUUCCUUCCACAAAGGGCGCAUUCCACGAGCCCAGCCUGCGUGACCCCCCAUGGCACCGUGCUCCACCAGACCCUGGAUUUCGAUGAGUUCAUCCCCCCACUCCCGCCUCCACCCUAUUACCCACCGGAGUACACCUGCACGCCCACAGCCGAGGCCCACAGGGGCCUCCACUUGGACUUUGCUCCCUCUCCAUUCAGCACUUUGUAUGAUGUUGCCAUCAACAGUCCCGGCCUGCUCUACCCUGCCGAGCUCCCCCCACCCUACGAGGCCGUGGUGGGCCCGAACACCACCAGCCAGCUUACGAGUGUGGAUCAGCAGGCGACCGAGUCCAGCCCCGGGGACCCAGAUGCCAUGGCUGGCCUCGGCACACAAGAGCCCGCAGAUAGCUCGAGCCUCCUGGCAUCCGAGGGUGCCACUGCGCCAGGCCUGAGCCCUGAAGGCCCCGUGGGUGCCUCGCAGCCCCUGCCACCUGGCCUCGAGUCCCCGGAGGGCCCUGACCAGGGCACAUGGGCGGUGCCAGGACCCGGGCGUGUGGCCCGCUCCACCAGUGAUCCCACUUCUUGCUCAUCCAGUGUGGCAGGCCAUGCCUCAUCACACACCCCGUCCUGCAGCCAGGACCUGGAAGCAGGACUGUCCGGGGCUGCUCUGGGGACCGUUGCCCGAGCUCACUCUGUCGCGGCUGCCUGUGCAGGUCGGCGCCCGCUCUCGCCCCCUGGGCCACUGGAUCCCCGGAAAGGCGACCCGCGGGGAAAGCUGGCGGCCUUACAGACGGUCUGCAAAGAGCGGCCGCACUCUCUAGUGGACAGCAAGGCCCACGCAGACGCCAGGGUGUUGGUGGCUAAGUUUCGGGAACACUCGAACUGUGCCCUCCCUCCCGAGGUGCGGCACGUGGUGGGCACCUUCCGCCCAGCCGGCCCCCCUGAGGAGCCCCACGGGGAGGGGGCCGUGUUCAGCGCCGGUGUUCGGGACCAGGUGUGACCAGGCCAAGGGUCCUGACCCGGACGGGCCUGGGC